CUCGGCACGACGAGUCCCGGCAUGGCGCGGCCGCCCGGGCUCUGCGUGCUGGUCCUGCUGGCGCUGGGCGCCGGAGCGGGGGGCUCGGCUGCCUGCCGCGAUGCCCAGGGCCAGGCCCGCCGCUGCACGCCCGUCUUCGAGAACGCCGCAUUCGGCCGGGCCGCCCGGGCCACCAACACGUGCGGCUCGCCGCCCGAGGACUACUGCCUGCAGAUGGGCGCCCGCGAUGCCACCAAGCUGUGCCACCGCUGCGACGCCGGGGACCCCCGGCGCCACCACAACGCCUCGCUGCUCACCGACUUCCACAGCCAGGAGGAGAGCACCUGGUGGCAGAGCCAGUCCAUGGCCUUUGGCGUCCAGCACCCCAACUCCGUCAACAUCACCCUGCACCUGGGCAAAGCCUACGAGAUCACCUACGUGCGGCUGAAGUUUCACACCAGCCGCCCGGAGAGCUUCGCCAUCUACAAGCGCAGCCGCGCCGACGGGCCCUGGCUGCCCUACCAGUACUACAGCGCGUCCUGCGAGAAGACCUACGGCAAGCGGCCGCGGCAGCACCUGAGGCCGGGCGAGGACGAGCAGGUCGCCUUCUGCACCGACGAGUUCAGCGACAUCUCCCCGCUGAGCGGGGGCAACGUGGCCUUCUCCACGCUGGAGGGCCGCCCCAGCGCCUACAACUUCGACGGGAGCCCGGCUCUGCAGGAGUGGGUGACGGUCACCGACCUGCUCAUCUCCUUGAACCGGCUCAACACUUUCGGGGAUGACAUCUUCAAGGACCCCAAGGUGCUGCAGUCGUACUACUACGCCAUCUCGGACUUCUCCGUCGGCGGCAGGUGUAAAUGCAACGGCCACGCCAGCCGCUGCGCUCGGGACGCGGCCGGGCAGCUGGCCUGCGUGUGCGAGCACAACACGGCGGGAGCCGACUGCGAGCGCUGCCAGCCCUUCUACCAGGACCGCCCGUGGGCCCGCGGCACCGCCGCCUCCGCCAACGAGUGUCUCCCUUGCAACUGCAGCGGCCGUGCGGACGAGUGCUUCUACGACUGGGAGCUGUACCGCAGCACCGGGCACGGGGGCCACUGCCUGCGCUGCCGCGACAACACCGCCGGCCCCCGCUGCGAGCGCUGCCGGCCCAACCACUACCGCCGCGACGAGCGGGACGCCUGCCAGCCCUGCCGCUGCAACGCCGCAGGCUCCCUGCAGCUCCAGUGCACCAGCUCGGGGGCCUGCGCCUGCAAAGCCCACGUGAGGGGCUGGAAGUGCGAGCGCUGCGAGGACGGCUUCCACGGCCUCGGCGAAGGCGGCUGCCGAGCCUGCACCUGCGACCCGGCGGGCAGCGUGGGCGCCUGCGACCCCGACACAGGGCACUGCCCCUGCAAGGAGGCGGUGGAGGGUCCCGCGUGCGACAGGUGCCGGCCGGGGUGGUUUAACCUGCAGCCCCACAACCCCGCUGGCUGCACCAGCUGCUUCUGCUACGGCCACUCCUCGGCAUGCACCGCGGCGGCCGGCUACGAGGAGACCCGCGUCCGCGCCGCCUUCGAGCAAGGGCUGGAGGGCUGGGCGGCCGCGGCACUAGACGGCACCGAGAUCCCGUUGCAUUGGGCUGACGGCGAGAUCUUCACCGAGUGGGACGGAGAGGAGCUGGUGGAUUUUCUUGCGCCAGAGAAGUUCCUGCAGAACCAGCGCCUCAGCUACGGGCAGCUCCUCUCCCUGCUGCUGGGCGCGGAGGGGAACGGGACCGGGGGACCCCUGCCCCGGGUGCAGCUGGUGCUGGAGGGCGAGGGCAUGGGGGUCGCGGUGCCGGCCAGCUCCUCUCCGGCCGGCAGCCAGAGCCAGCCCCGCCGGGGCAAGCAGGCCGUCACCUUCAGGCUUCACGAGGCAGAGGAGGGUGCGGAGCCUUCGCUGUCGGCCUUCAGCUUCCAGCGCCUGCUCUCCAACCUGACCGCCCUCCGGCUCCGCGUGAGCCGCGGCCCCCUGCAAGGCAGGCUGUCCCUGAGCGAGGUGCAGCUCACGUCCGCGCGCCCCGGCCCGGCCUCGUCGGCCGGCUGGGUGGAGGAGUGCGUCUGUCCCGCGGGCUACGCCGGGCAGUUCUGCGAGUCCUGCGCGCCGGGCUUCAAGCGGGAGGUGCCCUUCGGCGGGCCCUUCGUGGCCUGCGUGCCCUGCGCCUGCAACCGGCACGGCAGCUGCGACCCCCUCGCAGGGCACUGCCGCUGCUCGCACCACACCGAAGGGGCCUCCUGCGAGCGCUGCAGCCCCGGCUUCUACGGCAACGCCUCGGCGGGCCGCUCGGACGACUGCAAGCCGUGCCCCUGCCCCGGCCGCUCGCCCUGCGCCCAACUCCCCGGCAGCGGCGAGGUCGUGUGCACCGGCUGCCCGCCGGGCCAGAGAGGAAAGCGCUGCGAGCUGUGCGACGACGGCUUUUUCGGGGACCCGCUGGGGCAGAGGGGCCCCGCGCGUCCCUGCGCGCCCUGCCAGUGCCACGGCAACGUGGACCCCAACGCCGUGGGGAACUGCGACCCCGCGUCGGGCCGGUGCCUGCGCUGCCUGCACAACACGACGGGCGAGCGCUGCGAGCGGUGUCGGCGGCACUUCUACGGGGACGCGCUGGCGCCCGCGCCCGCUGCCAAGUGCAAGCCGUGUGACUGCAACCCCGCGGGCUCGGCCCCGGGCCAGGAGGGCUGCGAUGCCGCCACGGGCCAGUGCCGCUGCCUCCCGCACGUGGCGGGCAGGGACUGCGGGCUCUGCCAGCCGGGCUACCACGGCCUGCAGCCCGCCGUGGGCUGCAAGAGCUGCGAGUGCCACCCGGCAGGCUCGCGGGACGGCCGGUGCCACGCGCUCACGGGGCAGUGCUCCUGCCAGCCCGGCGCGGAGGGGACGCGCUGCGACCGCUGCCAGCACGGCUUCUUCGGCCUCUCCGCCGGCGGCUGCCGAGCCUGCAGCUGCUCCGCGCUGGGCUCGGCCACGCCGCAGUGCCGCGAGGACGGCGCCUGCGUCUGCCGCCCGGGCUUCGUGGGCCGCGAGUGCGAGCGGUGCCGGGCCAACUUCUUCCUCGACCCGCCGAGCUCCCGCUGCCGCGAGUGCCCGGCCUGCUACGGGCUGGUGCGGGACCAGGCCGAGCGGCUGAACGCCACGCUGCAGGAGAUGGAGGAACGGCUGCAACGAGCAGGCUGCGACGCCCGCGACGGCCGGUGCCCCGGGCUGGGAGAGGCGCCCCGGGCAGACGGGCCGGCCGGCCAGCACCUCCUGCGAGGUGCCCGGGCCGCCCUGGCCGAGCAGGUGGGGCGGCUGGCCGGCUCGCUGGGUGCCGCGCGGGGCCGCCUGGGCCGGGCCAGCGGGGCCGCCGGCUGCUCCAGCCACUCCGGCCGCGGUCCCGCCAAGACCUGCGCGCUGCUGUCGGAGAUCGGGGCGGCGCUGCGGUCAGCGCAGCGGGAGAUGCAGCGGGCUGCGGACGCGCUGGCUACCACGGAGAUUCCCCAGGAAAUCCCUCAGCUUCCCACGAACUGGAGCCGCCGGGCGCUGGAGGCCCGGGCGCUGGCCGAGAGCCACGGGGACGCCGCGGCGCGGGUGGAGUCCGCGGCGAGGGGAGCGCUGCGGGCCUCCGAGGCCGGCCGCGCGCUGCUGCAGAGCCUGCCGGAGGAGGCCGCGACGCUGGAGGCCCAGCGCGAGCUGGAGGCCAGGUACGAGGAGAUCCAGCGGGCGCAGGAGGAGCUGGGUGCUGGCGUGCUGGAGGCGGUGGCGGAGGCCGAGAGAGCUUUCACAGCCGUCCAGCAGGCAAACGCGGACGUGGCCAAGGAACUGCUGCCGGUGACCGCUGCGGGGCAGGCGCUGCUGGCCCGGGCCGGGGCCCUGACGCGGGAGCUGGCGGCGCUGGAGCAGGCGGCGGAGGCCGGAGAGCCGCUGGCCCGGCGGGCUGUCGAGGCUUCCCGCGCGCUGGCGGCCGAGCCGCGCCGGGAGCUGCAGAGGACGCGCGGCUUUGCGCAGCUGCGGGACAGGGCUGCCUCUGCCCGUGCCCAGGCCACCUCGGCGGUGUCGCGCGGCAAAGCUGUGCUCUCCGACGCAGAGUCCCUCCUGGCCAGCCUGGAAGGCACGCGGAGGGCGCUGGGGCGGCGGAAGGGCCAGGCUGCCCUGAGCAGGAGGAUGGUGCUCGUGCGGGACAGGGCGGUGGCGGAGGCCCGGAGGAAGACUAAACAGGCGGAGAAGAUGCUGGGGAACUCCUUGUCCGUCUCCACCACAGCCAGGAGGACGGCCGGGGAGGCCGAGCAAGUGGCCGGAGAGAGUGCUAAGAGGGCACAGGCUGUGCUGCAGCAGAGCAAGCAGACGCGCAAGCAGGCCAGCGAGCUCGCCGCGCGCACCAACGAGACCUGGCAGGAGCUCUCCAGACAGGAGCAUGUGGCUGAGAAGCUCAGGGGGGACCUGGAGGAAGCAGAGCAGGUGAGGACGGAAGCAAAUCAGAUGGCAAAAAGUCUCCAGGAAGCCCGGGGCUCGCUGCUCUCGGACAUCGAGACCCUGAACGACCUGCUCAGCAGCCUGGGCAACCUGGAGCAGGCCGCGCGCGCGGACGUCGUGCUGGACGCCGGCCGUCGGCAGCUGGAGCGCCUGCAGCUGCGCCUGGCCGAGCCGGGUGCCCUGGCCGGGCGGCUGGGCCGCCUGCAGCGGGAGGCGGAGCGGCAGCAGGAGAAAAUCCGGGCGUUCGAGAGCGACCUGGCCGAGAUCCGGGCCGACAAGCAGAACCUGGAGGCCAUUCUGCGGAGCCUGCCCGAGGGCUGCGCCAGCUGGCAGUGACAGGUCCCCCGCUGCCGCCCAAGCAGCCCCCAUCGCCUCCGUGCCCCCCCGCGCAAGGCACAGCAGAGCAAAGGACCCCCUGCAUCCACCGGCGUCGAACCCUCCCUCUGCUCUCCGCGCUGCUCUGCGCACGGCAUCGCACCCAGGUCCUUAGCUGCAUGGGUUCAGGCUCAGCGUCCCUCGCGCUCUGCGGCGUGAGCUCCAGCCACCAGCUCUGCUCCUCGGGUGGGUGGAACAACCAGCUACCAGGGUCCGACGUUUCUGUGCAGCAGACAGAGCUGCCACGGGGCUGCUCUCUGACCGUGCAGUUCCUCCGUGCUGGACACCCCCCCCGUGGUCCCACCACCCCCGUUGGUCCCUCCUGCCCAGGAGGAGAUGAGGGAGGCCACAGCGCACACGCGGAAGGCAGCCUCGCUGCACGGCACCCAGCCGCGAGAUGCUCACGUCACCACCACAGCCGCAGAGGUGCAGAGAUGCAUCCCGGUGCGGCUGGGCUGAGAGGCGCUCCCGGGAGCGCACGCAGCUCUCUGCUUCCUUGGCGGAAGGAAACUCACUGCAGGGAGGCUGAACUGGGCUGUGCCUAAGCAAAGCUGGGCCCUGAACCAGCUCUUGGUCACGCAGGUGGGGCAUCCUCUGCCCGUUGCAGCGUAACAGCAGCUCUGCUCUGGCUGUGCCUGUGCUCCAGGGUAGCACGGGGCUGUCAGAGCCCACAGCUUUGGUCUUGCUGACCUGUCCCAUCUCCCUUGGCUCAGGGCCUGGUGGAAGAGCAAUGCACCAGGCAGGGAGGCGGGAGGAAGGAGUGCCCCGGCGCUGAGCGCGGCAGCAGCGGGAGCAGAGCUGGGUCUGCAUCCAGCCCACCCUCCGCUGGCUCUGGCUCCGGCUCUGGGUAGCAGGGAGGUCGCUCGCCUCCGAUCAGAAAUGAGCCCCCGGGCUAGAGCACAGUUCACUUUUUAGCCUGUUUUUCCUGUGCUCGUUUGCCGUUCAGCGCUGGAAAUCAGGUUUGCUAAAGCCUUGUGUAACGCUGUCUGUAAAACUGCCGCCUUAGACGCUGGAGCCCCCCAGCCCUUCCCCUCUGGUCCGGCAGGAGUACGGGACUUUUCCUGAACGAGCCUAUUUUCCUCCUGCUUCCGCACAAACCCUGGACAAGGAGCGGGGGGCCGGAGCUGCAGCAGUGCGGGGGCACAGGGCAGGGGCUCCCCUCGGCUCCGCUUUGCCGAGCGGCGAGGGCAGGCGCAAGGCGGCUCGGCGGAGGGGCAGGGACCGCGGCCGCCUCCCGGCUCCCCGCGAAGGCAAUUAGACGUCUCCAACCUCGCUGCUGCUGCAGAAAUGUCAAGCCGUCGCUUUGUGGCUGCUGCCGGAGCUGCGGUUCCUCCUGCCUCUUGCUCUCUCUGGAACUGUUUUCUUAGCUGAUGCCACCUGCCGAGAGCUGUAUUCAUUAAAAAAAUCUUAAUA
Molecule: messenger RNA, 6228 nt
Organism: Dromaius novaehollandiae (emu)
Lineage: Eukaryota; Metazoa; Chordata; Aves; Casuariiformes; Dromaiidae
Gene: LAMC3
Product: laminin subunit gamma 3
Exons: 28
Coding region: 22-4776 (1584 amino acids)
Biological process (GO): substrate adhesion-dependent cell spreading; animal organ morphogenesis; tissue development
Cellular component (GO): basement membrane
Source: RefSeq, a predicted model, not a curated record